AUGGCCCGCAACUCCGAAAAGGCGCAAUCGAUGCUGUUCCGCUUCCGGGCGGCGCAGGCGGCGGACCUGGGCAUCCUGGACAUGUCGCGCACGCGGCGGCCGAAGCUCAUCACGUCCAUCGACGCGAUCCCGACGUGCGAGAAGUGGCGCGGGCAGGUGCUCAAGGAGAUAUCGCGCAAGGUGUCGCGCAUCCAGGACGAGGCGCUGUCGGACUACCAGAUCCGCGACCUCAACGACGAGAUCAACAAGCUGAUGCGCGAGAAGCACAUGUGGGAGGUGCAGAUCCGGAAUCUCGGGGGCCCGAAUUACAUGCGGGGCGGGCGCAUGGUGGAUGAGGAGGGCAGGGAGAUUCCGGGCGGCGGGAAGGGGUAUCGAUAUUUUGGACGAGCGCGCGAACUGCCGGGUGUCAAGGAGCUCUUCGAGGCGGCCAAGGCGCCGCCGCAAUCGCAGUCGGUCCACGACGGGCCCACGCGCGCGGAGCUGCGCCGCAACGUCGACGCGUCGUAUUACGGCUACAACCUGGACGAGGAGGACGGCUCGCUGCUGGCGUACGAGAGGCAGAAGGAAGAAGAGGCGCUCGGGAACCUCCUGCAGCAACCGGACGACAUGGACGUCGCGGAUGCGCGGUCGUCAAAGAAGGGCGGCAAGAAGGGUGGCCGUCGUGAUGAUGAUGAUGAGUGGGUGGAAUUACCUGGGGACGCGGGAGAUGGCGUGGGCUGGGUGUUGCCCUCGCUGGAAGAGGUGCAGGAGGAGCUGGUUGACAGGAGGCGCCGCAAGCUGCUGGACAAACUCUCUGGUUGA
This is a messenger RNA of Diplodia corticola, 801 nucleotides long. Its product is annotated as pre-mrna-splicing factor isy1. The transcript has 3 exons. The coding region runs from base 1 to 801 and encodes 266 amino acids. The record is from RefSeq and is a predicted model, not a curated record. NCBI's taxonomy places the organism in Eukaryota, Fungi, Ascomycota, Dothideomycetes, Botryosphaeriales, Botryosphaeriaceae. Gene Ontology annotation, cellular component: catalytic step 2 spliceosome; post-spliceosomal complex; Prp19 complex. Gene Ontology annotation, biological process: mRNA 3'-splice site recognition; generation of catalytic spliceosome for second transesterification step.